Molecule: messenger RNA, 3849 nt
Organism: Oncorhynchus kisutch (coho salmon)
Lineage: Eukaryota; Metazoa; Chordata; Actinopteri; Salmoniformes; Salmonidae
Product: epidermal growth factor receptor kinase substrate 8-like protein 1
Exons: 19
Coding region: 247-2289 (680 amino acids)
Biological process (GO): positive regulation of ruffle assembly; Rho protein signal transduction; regulation of Rho protein signal transduction
Cellular component (GO): plasma membrane; ruffle membrane; vesicle
Molecular function (GO): actin binding
Source: RefSeq, a predicted model, not a curated record
GUGACAGAGAGAGCAGGAACAGGAUUAAGAAAGCUGCUGCCACACUGAACGAGACACAUUUCUCAACUUUGGUAUAAAUAUUUUGGACUUUUUGAUUGACUAAAAUAACACAUAUAUCUAAUAGAAGGCUACAUCAGAGGCCACUAACUUUUUCCUGAUUUUGUUUGUUUACCUUUUGUUUGGGAACAAGUGGAUUUCGGGUCAAGGGUUGGAGGAAAACCCAGAUAUCUGUCAAGUAAGAGUCACAUGAUGACAGACGUCUCACGAUAUCUUAUCAAUCACCUGGUGACGUUCUCCCUGCAGGAUGGGGAGGUGAAUAGUGUGGAUGAGGCCCAGUCUCGUCUGUCCCGACUGGCCCGGGCGGAGAAGCUGUGGAGCCAGCAGAUAGUUCUGGAGAUUAGCCCUGAGGCCCUCCGACUCAGAGACACACAGAGCCAGGAUGAGUUGGAGAAGUAUCCAGUUGCAUCUAUCCAUCGCUGUGACGCCAUCCUCACUGAGAAACGAUUUCCAUCCCUCCUGUUACUCGUUUGCCAAAGCGCACCUCAGAUAAAGCCUGACGUUCUCUUCUUCAACUGUGAGACCGUAAGGGCAGAGCAAAUUCGUGACGACAUCACAAGGGCAGUGUCAGGUUACUCAUCGAGGUCCAAGAAGCGCCCAGAGGCCCUCAGACUUCCUCCGAUAGACCCUGUUCUUCCUCAAAAUACCAAAGCAGCGAUGAUGGACCCCUACGGAAUUCCGAGUCCCCCCAUUCCACAUGCUCCCAAUGCCCCGCCUGCCAACCCUCCACCCUACCCAGGAAUCAGAGCGAAUGGCGUCAACAGCGGGCAACAACCUGAUAGCUCUUUUCUACGAGCUGAGAAAGAAGUGGGGAUCCUUAAUCACUGUUUCGAUGACAUUGAGGUCUUCAUGGCAAAGCUCCAACAGACUGCAGAAGCUGCCUCGGUUUUAAGCCAGAGGAAGAAGAAGAAGAAAAGUCGCAAGCAAACAGCAGAGGAGGACUUGCUUACUGCAAAAGCUCGCCCUCCACCUGAAGAAGAAUUCAUGGACAUCUUCCAAAAAUUGAAAUACUGCUUCAGCCUACUGGCUCGUCUCAAGUCUUCCAUCUCCAACCCAUCCUCAGAGGAGCUGCUCCACCAUGUGUUCAAACCUCUGGAUAUGCUGGUGAGGACUACCGGGGGCCCUGCCCUAGGGGCCUCAGUGACCAGUCCUGCCCUGACCAACUCAGCCGUAACCCUGCUUCAAGACAACCUGUCUGAGGAGGAGAGGCUGCUAUGGACGGCUCUGGGGCCCCACUGGACACUCCCACGUUCCCAGCUCAAAGGGCCAGUGGCCCCAUACACACCGGUAUUUCUGGACGGGUGGAAGCCAGAGGCCUCCAAGGCAGACAGGCAGGUUUAUGAGGAUCCAGUUGAGUCACAACACAAACAUGAAGCCCUGAGAGAAAAACAAGAGUUGCAGCCUACUCAGCCAGUUGGACCUCCAGUCACCCCUAAGAGCAAUGAAAUGGAUAGCAGUAUCCUACCCCCCGAGGGAGAGAGGAUGUACAGUUGCAGCUAUGACUUUGUGGCCCGCAACAACAGUGAGCUGUCAGUACAACAGGGAGAUACACUGGAGGUCGUGGAGUCUUCCAAACGCUGGUGGAAGUGUCGUAAUCGCUUCAACGAGGUUGGCUUUGUCCCAUUCAACAUCCUGGAGCCAAUGGCUCACAUAGACAGCCCUGUCACCAUGAGAGAACCUAAGCCUCCGGUCUCACCUGCCCUGGCCAAGACUCACAUUCCUCCCAGCCCUCCAGCCUUUAACCCUAGCUCCUUGACUCCUAGCCCCUCAGCACACCACCGCCCUCGCCCACUAUCAUACAACCAAUACAGCCAACACAUUCCAGCCGGAGAUGACGCAGACAAAGUCAUGAUGGUGAAUGACGAACUGCUCCAGAGAUUGACCAAUGGGAAGGCCAACCUGAACAAGCCACUGGUCAUCCCUCGCUCGUCGGACACCUUGGUCCCCCUGGACUACAACUCACCCCCCGAGGAGGUGGAGCAGUGGCUCAGGGGGAAGGGCUUCAGUGAGACGACGGUGACAUUACUGGGAAAGCUGACAGGAGCCCUGCUCUUCUCUCUGAACAAAGAGGACCUACGACAAGUCCUACCAGACGAGGGCGCCAGAGUGUACAGCCAGCUCACUGUGCAGAAAGCACUGUUGGAGGACGCCCGGAAGGUCACUGAGCUGGAGGCAGUGAUGGAAAAACAGAAGAUGAAGAUGGAUCUGAACCUGGAGAGUAGCACACUAUAAGACCCACGUUUCAGACAUCAUGUGUAACUCCCCCAUAAGGAAGACUCCAACUAAAAGAGAAAAAAUCCCACACCACUGGCUUGAUUCUAUCUAACAAACAUUCAAAAACUGUCAGAUGUAACAUUAUGCAAAUAUUCAUUUUACGGUUGCUCUUCAAGCCAGGCUGUGCAGUCUUGAAUCAAGGCUUUGUUUUUUGUUGCAAAUGCUUGCUUCGGUUAAAACUUUUUAGGACAAAUUGUCCUCUGUUAAGCCAAUGUACAAUUACACUUAGGCCCUGAGCAAUGAUCUCAGGUAAAUAGAUUAAUACAAUUCUGGGAUUUUUAUUCAGGCUUCAGAGAAAAUCAUCUUCUAGCAAAAUAAUACAAACAGACCAAACCAAUACUAGAGCUGGCACCCAUUAGGAAAAGUUAUGCAUUCCUUUAUAUGUGUUUGCAUCCAACUUCAAGUGACUGACAUACAUGAACCAACAUAUUCAGAAGAUGUACAAGCUGCGGAUUCAGCAUCAAAAUACUGGAAAGUAAAAUGAACAUAAGCAGGUACUUAGGAUAUUGUUCCCAGCACCAAGUAUCAUCGUCCAAAACCAGGGUAACGAAACUGACUACCUGGGUAACGUAGCUGACUUGCUGGGUAACAUAGCUGACUUCCUGGGUAGCGUAACUGACUUCUAGGGUCACAUACAGUCAUUCUCAAUCCAAAACAGCAUUUCCUACUCAAUCCAUUGGAGACAUGCAAAGUCCAUCGUGUCUACUACACACAAAUACAGACUUCACAUGACAUGAAAACUUGGAACAAACUUGUAAAAUUCUCUCUCUCAAAAAAAAGAAGACUCCAUUUGUGAACACAAAGGACAAUAAAAUCUAAAGCGUGAGAAAAUCCUGUCCGUAUUAUGACAUUCAUUCGAACUGCUGCCAUCUCUCCAAAUAUAAAUGUCCCGUCAGUCGGUCUAGGCCACAACUAUAGAAGCAAAGGGUAUUUCACAAGCUGACAGAAAUGAGCUCACUAAUGUUCACAACUGACCAAAUUCCUUUUGUAUUUUCAAAUGUCCUGAUCCAGUCAAACAACAACAAUAUGUCUUCGUUGAUCAAUCUUAUAAUCUGUUCUGCACAUAUCUGACCUAUGAUUACUGGUAUGUUAAAUAUUUUUUGCAACUUUAAAUGGCAAAUGACUGCGACCAGCAUAGUGAAAUAGCCUCUAGGAAGGGAAGGAAGCCUCGAAGAGUGAAGCCAAUCUAAGGCAGUAUGCCGAGUUGUGUUCAUUAGGACACUAAUUGAAAACCUUUCGCUAUGUUUUUACGGGAGAGCAAAAAUGUGCUUUUCUUAUUGGACAAAUCCAGAUGACGCCUCCCUGUUUCAGUCCGGUUUCUUCCGUUUGGUGCCUAAUGAACAUGACCCAGGACAGUAUGCAGGAAGUAUGAUUAAGCAGUGUCUCAAUCGCACAGCAAUCCUGACAGUUUAAAAGUAACAGUAUCAAAACAAAGAAACAUUUAAAUCCUCUAUUCUUUAAGUUUAUGGUUCAUUCAAUGGCCAUUCAUUUAUCCUUUCUAUAGCUACCACUUAAAUU